This is a messenger RNA of Tarenaya hassleriana, 948 nucleotides long. RefSeq names its product glutathione S-transferase DHAR2-like. Bases 89 to 727 code for a protein of 212 amino acids. Gene Ontology annotation, molecular function: glutathione dehydrogenase (ascorbate) activity. NCBI's taxonomy places the organism in Eukaryota, Viridiplantae, Streptophyta, Magnoliopsida, Brassicales, Cleomaceae. The transcript is spliced from 6 exons. The record is from RefSeq and is a predicted model, not a curated record. Gene Ontology annotation, biological process: cellular oxidant detoxification; ascorbate glutathione cycle; protein glutathionylation.
CUUUGUUUCCUCUCAGAAUCAGAGAAUUCACAAAGAGUGGAACACCGAAAAUCAUUCUUCCGUCUCUGCCAAUCUCUCGAAUCAAAAUAUGGCUAUCGAAGUGUGCGUGAAGGCUGCUGUUGGUGCUCCGGAUGUUCUCGGCGACUGUCCAUUUAGCCAAAGGGUUCUUCUAACUCUCGAGGAGAAGAAUCUUCCUUACAAGAUGCAUCUGAUCAACGUGAGCGACAAACCCAAGUGGUUCUUGGAUGUUAACCCGGAGGGAAAGGUUCCGGUGAUGAAGUCCGAGGACAAAUGGGUGCCUGAUUCCGAUGUCAUUGUCGGGAUUAUCGAGGAGAAGCAUCCAGAACCUUCUCUCAAGACUCCCCCUGAGCUUGCCUCUGUGGGAUCUAAGAUCUUCGGCUCGUUCGUGACGUUCCUAAAGAGCAAGGACGCAAAUGAUGGCUCUGAGAAGGCCUUGCUCGAUGAAUUGAAGGCCUUAGAUGAUCAUCUCAAGGCGCAUGGUCCAUAUGUUGCUGGUGAGAAAGUGACUGCAGUGGAUUUGAGCUUGGCACCGAAGCUGCACCACCUCGAGGUUGCUCUCGGCCAUUUCAAGAACUGGUCUGUUCCUGAAAGCUUGAGCAAUGUCCGCAACUACAUGAAGGCGUUGUUCUCGCGGGAGUCCUUUGAGAAAACAAAGGCCGCAAAAGAGUACGUGAUUGCGGGUUGGGCGCCCAAGGUGAACGCGUAAGCUUGGACGGGUUUGCGUUGUGCAACGGCUACUACGAAGAAGAUAAUGUGUGAUGGCUAUAACGAGAUGUGUCAUGGCAUAUAGCUAUGUGCUUAUUCAAUAAUGCGAUUGUGCUCUGUAUGCGUCUGUCCACUUUAUGUCAUCUUUGGUAUAUUCCUAUGUAUUGGUAACAAGGAAACCGAAACUUGCCCCUAUCUUGAAAUAAGACGAGUGUUUCCACA